Messenger RNA from Triticum aestivum (bread wheat), 431 nucleotides. Its product is annotated as subtilisin-chymotrypsin inhibitor CI-1B-like. Gene Ontology annotation, molecular function: serine-type endopeptidase inhibitor activity. The transcript is spliced from 2 exons. Gene Ontology annotation, biological process: response to wounding. Bases 104 to 319 code for a protein of 71 amino acids. Lineage: Eukaryota; Viridiplantae; Streptophyta; Magnoliopsida; Poales; Poaceae. The record is from RefSeq and is a predicted model, not a curated record.
CACAGCGCAAGUCCAACUUGCUAGCCUGUCAAUCAUCGAAUAUCAUCGGCCGUCCGCGCGUCCAUCAGCUCGGAGAAGACCGUCCAUUAAUCGUGCUACGAAGAUGAGUUCCUCCGACGACCUCGCCAGUGGAAAGAAGACUUCGUGGCCGGAGGUGGUCGGGCUGACCAUCAAGGAGGCCAAGGAGAUCAUCCUCAAGGACAAGCCCGACGCCGACAUCGUUGUGGUGCCGGUCGGCUCCGCCGUGACCGAGGACUUGAGGCCCAACCGUGUCCGCAUCUUCGUGGGCACCGUCGCCCAGACCCCCCACGUUGGAUAGGUGGAUAGCUCUUGCUGGCUUGCUGUGGCCUGCAUACAUAGAUGCUGGCUCACGGAUAAAUGAAUAAUAAGGAGGAAUAAAGAAGUAUGCAAGUCAUGUGUGCUUAAUCGGU